Molecule: messenger RNA, 8202 nt
Organism: Astrephomene gubernaculifera
Lineage: Eukaryota; Viridiplantae; Chlorophyta; Chlorophyceae; Chlamydomonadales; Astrephomenaceae
Source: the annotation of a GenBank genome assembly
CGAAAGCGUUUGGCAAUAGCACAUGUAAAUAAGGUUAGCAUGUCUCCUUCAAAGCCGGUAAUUGUACCGAUAAUGCAAGCGACUGUAGCCGUAGGUGCAAGCUUUCCUUCCUUCGCUUAUGACAAGUACUCGUGACCCAUAUCGCUUCGCUCGAGAUGUUUAUUGUCAAUAGUUAGUGUAGGAACCAUUGCCAAGUCGCCUGUUGACCCAGUGAGGGCUUCGCCCGUCGUCAGAAAUGGUGCUGCAUCAAGCCAUUGAAAUCCUAAGCCUAAAGCCAAAUCAACGGACCCAGUUCCAUCUGCAUAAGCUUGCUUCACUUCUUCGUAGUCAAGAUGGUUUCUUCGGUCCUUUGAGUCAUGCGGACACCGAAGUUGUCAGCAAAUGGCUUGGAUACGAAUACGUUCCUCCCGGACAUCCUGUCUACCAGCAGGGCCAGUUCGGUGACAGCAUGUACAUUAUCAUCAGUGGCACAUGCGAUGUCCAUCCAGUGGCUGGCUACCAUCCCUUCCCAACCGACCCCGGUCUGCCCUGUCGUACUGGCGUCAACGGCGGUCGCAGCUCCCUCGUAGUGGGUCAGGCGUUCGGCGAGCUGGCGUUAGUGGCGGCUCGGCGGCCCCGCAGUCGCACGGUGACGGCGGGCGGCGGCGGCGCGCACCUCGCCACACUUGACCGCAGUGCUCUCAACCAGAUGCGCUUCCUGGCUGCGGCGCAGCCCCAAGGUGAUGCGGGUCGAGCGCUGCAGGCGGUGCUGGCCGCCUGCUGCUUGGGCGUGCUUCGGGUGCCGCCGGGCAGCCGGGCGACGGAGGAGGUGGAGGCGCUAGCGGAGUUCAUGGGGACCAUGGAGGCCUUCAAGAGCCUGCCCGCCGACAUGGUUCGCCGCCUCGCAGCCGACUGUUCCCACCUGCGCCUCCCAGCCGGCCGAGUGGUGUUUGAGGAGGAUGCGCCCGGCCACAGCAUGUACGUCGUGGUUUCGGGACAGUGCCUGGUUCGAGCCCGGCCGCUAGCACAACGCAACGGCGCCAACCGCGGUAGCCGGCCGCUACAGCAAGGUGGAGGUGGGGGCUCAUUCGCGGCUAGGACGGCGACGCCGACGGCGGCGGCCGCUGCCGCGGCCGCGACGGAGGCGGCUUCGGCCGCCGCUGCCGCCUGCGGCGGCGGCAGUAGCGCUACCAGUGAGGCUAGCUGCAAGACGGGCAUUGGCGGUAGCGGCAGUGUUUCGUUGGCGACGGUGCUGAAGAUUCAUGUGGAUACGGAUGACGGUUGUAGCAGUUGUGUGCGACAUGAGGAUCGAAGUGAGGUGGAAAGUACGGCAGCGGCGUCGUCAACGUCGGGGGCGACGGCGGCGGAGGAAGUUGAGAAGACGCGGCGUGGAGAGGUACCGUCGGGGGCGGCUGAGGUGCUUGGAAGUCCAAAGGACAGCCCUUUUUGGAUCGCGAGGUUUAUGUCGGAAGCGCUAAAGAGGUUACAUGUGGAUGACCAUGCGCAUGGUUUGGGCCAUAACAUAACGCCACUGGCGGCCGUAGCAGCGGCGCGGUGGCGGCAGGCGGCGGCGGGACGUCGCGGUCGCAGCCCCGGCAACGGCGAAGAGUACGACAACGUUGGCGGAGAGGAGGAUGUCUCUGACGGCGACGGCGGAAGUCACGCUGCUAGCGUCAGCGGUGACGCUAGCGGCGGCGACGGUAGCGUUAAAAGCGGUAGGGGCGGCGGCGGCAUGAGCAAGGCUGGCAGCAGCAGCGGCAGCAGUAGCAAGAGCGUUAGCGGCGGCGGCGGUGUGGUAGAAGAAGCGGAGGACGACGAGGAAGAAGAAGAGGACGGGAUGGCGAUGGAAUCACUUCUGGGUCGCGCGGCGGCGCGAGCGUUACACCGCGCAAUGGCGGAGCAGCGUCAGUUGCAUAACGGCGCAAUGUACGGCAGCGGCGGUGUGUCGUCGCGCAGCAAAUCCACCUCCACCGACGGCGCCGGAAGCGAAACCGUCGCGGAAGGCGACGGUUCGGUUCCGUCGGUGGUCGCUGGAUCUGUUUCGCGGCUGACGUCACGUAACGCCUCCAUGCGACCGACGCCGCGUAACGGCCCAACCGUACUUUCCGUACCAACGGCGCCGCAAGUCGCGAUGGAGGAUCCGGCGAAGCGCCUGCUGUCGCAGAUUGGAACCCGUGAUCCGGCCCACGUGAGUCGUACACUUCUGGCGGAGCUUGUACAGCGUGCCGACGUGGGUGUCGUACUGUACGAAGUCGCCAAGAAGCUUGUACGGCGCGGAGGCGGGCCGCGGCGCAUUACCCAGCUGACGUCACGCAAGAUCAAUCGGGCCUUACAUCAGCAGAUCUGCGCGGGUCCGGAUCGGCUUCUGGGAACGCUGCAAGGGCAGCGAGUGUUGGGUCGGCAUGCAACGAUAACGAACAACGGUCAUGGCAUAGUCGUUGGCGGCGGAGGGGCGAUGUCGUACAUGAGUGCUGAGGGGGGUAGGGACAGCUUCAGCGCGGGGCCGUGGAGCGAGGCGCUGGUACCUCAGGUGGGCGCAGCAGCGGCAGUGGGGGCAAGAGAGGUGUCCAGGGAGGUCAAAGACCAUACCAAACCUUGGGGGCAGACCAGCCAGGGAGGGGGCCACCGCCACUUGGGGCGGCCGCCCAGCACCCUCACCUCCGGAGCAUCCAUGUACGACACGUAUUCCGAGUACGGCAUUGACGACGAGGGCCUUGGAUCUGAGUACGACUGGAACGGCAGCGAUCUCUUCAGCUUGGCGUCGUACGGCAACAAUGGCAACGGUGUUAACGGCAACAUGUACGGCACUUGUGGUAACAACAGCGUCAGCGUUAGGACGGGGCUGAUGUCUUCGCAUGGUGCCCUGGCGUCCAUGCGGCGUCGUACACUUCAUGAGGUCGUGGAUCAUGGAGCUCUGAUUAACACAGAGUCACUGAGCGCUGCUGAGCUGGAUGCACUGUACGGCCCACUCAUCCGGUCGGUGGGGCCGGGGCAGUCGUUCGGCGAGCUGGCGCUCCUACAUCGGGACUCCCGCCGGACAGCCACCGUCAUCACAGGUCAACCCCCACCACACCCGCUACCCGGCCCCUUCCCCGCCCUCACCGCCACCCACUCCACCUCCUCCACCUCAUCAUCAUCAACCGCCCUCACGACCCCCUCGGCCACCACACUCACCUCCCAACUGACCCACGGGUCACAGACUUCCUCAUCUGCCACCGCAACCCAAUUAGCGGCAUCCGCUUCGCCCGACCCGCUUGUUGACCUCAUCGUCAUUUCCCGCAGCACCUACAACCACACGGUUCGAGCCACGCAGGUUGCACAGCUCCAAACAUUACUCAGUUUCCUUUCUCGUCUGAGUCCCUUUCGCGGCCUCAGCGACCAGCAACGGGCCAGCUUGGCUGUGUUCUGCAGGCCGCGUCAGGUGGCAGCAGGCGCGGUGUUGGCCGUCCAAGGAGAGCCCGUGACCACACUUUGGAUGGUGCAAGAAGGCGAGGUGCUGCUGCUCGACAGUACGGCAGGCAUUGCCGACGUCCUCAUGGGUCCUCCAGCAACCGGCUCCUCGAAGAUGGCGCUGCUACGCAGCGGUGUCAGCGGUGGCGGUAGCGGUACCGUGGCGCUCGUUCCCUCACCGCCGCCGCAGCAGCAGCAGGUUGCGACGGGGGCGGCAGCGCAGCAGGGGCAGCAAUCGCAGGCGGCGGGAGGAGGAGGAGGUAGUGGCCGGGGCAGGGGCGGUGUUACUGCUGCUGCUGCUGCGGGUAGGGGCGGCCGGGGACUGCUGAGGCAGCUGUCGGCACCGGAGGGCAACAACGGGGGAGGAGCAGGAGGUGGCGGAAGCGGGAGUACGGCGCCACGAGGAGGAGUGGGGCGGUUGCCACCGGCGGCUCUGGGCAUGCGGCAGGACGCCUACGGGCACCGCCGCGUGAUGUUCGACUCGGGCACCAUUUCCUACGAUGGCGACGGCAGCAACACCUCCGGACCCGAUGGGGAGCCCCUGCGUCACGUGGCCCCGGGCGUGCUUGCGAACCUGGGGGGCGCGCUGACGUGCAUGGGGCCCGGCGGGAUGUUUGGGGAGGGGCUGCUCGCGAACCUGGUGCAGCUGCCGUCGUCGGGGGCCAGCGAUUGCGGCAGCAGCGUUUGCGGCGGGGACUGGCGGGAGGGAGGCAAGCUGGCAGGGCAACAGGAGUGUGAGGACCCACGCAGUCGCAAGAGCUGGGCCCGUGCCUCCACCUCCGCUGCCAACCUCCCUCGCUACCCAUGCACUGUCGUCGCCCGGCGUGCCACCAAGCUCCUCACCAUUUCCGCCAAUGACCUCUCGCGCUUCGCUAAUGUCGUCGCCGCGCCGCUGGCGGCGCUGGCGGCGGCGCGCGCUGAGCUCCUCGCGAGUCGCGCCGCGUCCGUCGGCGCCGCCAGAGAUGCGGUUUCGGAGCGCAUUGCCGACGGCCGUCGCGUGCUUCGCGAUCUCCGACAAGCGGUGGCGUCGGGGGCGCCACUGACGGAAAACGCAAUGCUAAUGGCGGACCUACGGAAUGAAGAGGCGGCGGCGGCUGCCGUCGCCGCCGCUGAGGCAGCGGCGGCGGCGGCUGCAGUCGGAUCGCCGUCGCCACUGGCGGCGGCGGCGCCGCCGCCAGCCAUGGUGGGUGUGCGGGAGCUCAUGGGCCUCUGGCCAGAUCCCAUUGGGCUUCAAGGGAAGCAUAAACAUCACCGGCGGCGGUUCUCGGAUCCAUGCAGUACGGCGGGAGCGAGUGGCGGAGCCAGCAGCGCUGUCGCCAUGGCGGCGGCGGUUUUAGCGCGUCAUCGCAACGGUUGGCCGUACAGAUACGAGCCGCACCGCGCUGCGGGUCGCCUGGCGGCGGUGCUGUCGGACAGCACGCCGGAGCUGCCGCGGUCGCUGCUGCUGCCGACACUUCAGACGACGGAAUGCGGCGACGGCGACGGCGGCGUUGUUGAGGGUACGGCAACGGAGAUGGCGGCGGAGGUGGCGGUGCCUGCGGUGGCGGACGGUGCUUGCGUUACGACGGCGGUGGCGGUGGCGGCGUUGCCGCCGCGGCGGGCUUUUGGAAGCGGCCACAUCCGGCCUCCGCUUCUGUCCACGAUUGAGGAGGAGAGCAGCGCUUACAGCGUAGCUCGCGGCAGGGCGUCAUCCUCCGGUGGCGCUGUGUUUGACGUCGGCAGCAGCAGCUCUGGCGGCGGUUCCGAGGCACCGAGCAUUGUGCGCACACAAAGCGCCCUGAGCGAGGAGCUUGCCGCCGCUGCCCCUGUUGCUGCUGCUGUGCAUGCUUACAUUGGCAGUGAUGUCGGCACGGUUCCUGUGGCUUUUGUCACCGCUGCGCCGACGGCCGCCGUACAUGCGACGGCGGCGAUGGCGACGGCCGCCGUGCCGCCAACGGUGGCGGCGGAGGCGACUGUCGCCAUGCCGCCAAUGGUGGCGGCGGAGGCGACGGUCGCUUUGGCGCCAUCAGUGGUGCCGACGCAGGAGGAGGAGGCGGAGGAGGAGGACACUGACCCACGGGACGCUUUCGAUGCGUUCAGCUGCGGCAGCAGUGAGGAGGAUCUGUUGGCAGAGGAGGAGACACCGCCCAGUGAGACCUUCCUGAUGAACAUGAGGCCUCCGGCGGCGGUGACGGCGGCGAGGGUUGCGGUGACGCUGCCGACGUCAGUGCCGACCGCGGCGGCGGCGGUGGGGGCGGCGGCGAGGGAUUCAGCGGAGGUGCUGCCGCUGGUAAUGCUGACGGAGCGGCUGGCGGAACUGGAGGUGGAGGUGGGAGUGGCAAAGGAUGUUAGGAACUGUGGGGAGGAGGAAGGGGAGGAAGAAGGGGAGGAAGAAGGGAAGGAAGAAGAGGGUGAGGAGGAGGAGCAGGAGAGAGAAGAAGAGGAUGGGGCGCCUUGGCCGAAACAGCGAGCAGGUUCCAACUCUGUCGGCGCUAUGGAACAAAUGCAGCAGCAGCUGAACUCCCUUUUGGAUCUGGUUUCGCAAGUUCAUACGGCAAGCACCAGCAACAAUGGCAGCGGCGGCGGCAGCAGCAGCGGCAACGCCAGCGGCGGCGGCAGCUUCAGCAGCAGCCCUAGUCCCGGCGGUGGUAGCGGCAGCGGCAGUAGCAAGCGCCCGAGCUAUGACGGCUGUAGCGGCGCUUCCGAUAACCGAAAACUGCCGUCGUUGCGGCACCCAAUGCCGACGUCGGCGACAACAUCGUCGACCGCGCCGUCAGCGUCGUCGUCAAACGGCAUGUCGCCAUCGUUACCUCAACUGAAUUGGUUGUCGCGCCACGGUUCGUUGGAACGAUCCGAGGCGUUCAAGUACCGCAAGGUGCACGGCGCUGGCAACCUAACCGCUCCAGGAGAAGCAGUUGAAAGCCAACCGGCGCCGCCGCCACUCCCGCGGCCGCCUCGGCCGCCAGGACCGCAGUCGCUUCCACCGCCGGCGAGUCCAGCUCCCCGUCGCCUGAGUCGUACAUCCAGCGGCGCCGCUGCCGCCGCCGUGCAGUCGCUGCCGCCGACGUCGCCGUCACGCUUCGAAGAUUCGUCCGGCGCCGCCAGCCCAAUGAGUCGGCCGUACAGCGGCAACAUGUACGGAGACGUCGAUGACAGCGUGUCGGCGUACGGCGGCUCGUCAUUCACUGGGGCGCGCAGCCCCUCGGAAUCCUCACUGGCGAUCUACUCUGACGACGGCGGCGCCAGUCCGGACUUGACGAAGGUCGCGACUGAGUCGGCGGUACGGCGAUCUAUGAUUGCCGGCGCGUCACUGACGUCAAUGACGACGUCGCUGCCAUCAAUGCCGCCGGCGCCGCGGGCGCCGGGCCACGGAAUGCGUCGCGUGUCGUCAAACAUCUCUGAAGGCCUUAUGCCGCUUCCCGGUUUCUCCUCCGCCAGCAAUCCGACGUCAGCAGCGGCGGCGUCGGCCGCAGGGCCGAAUGGUACGGAGAGCCAGCAGCGCCGUACGGCGGUGAAGAUGGCGCCUGGUGGCGGCGACGGGAGCUCCAAGACCGCGCCAGUUGUACCUCCAUUAGCUCUACCAUCAUUAGGCAACGGUCAUGCAUCGCGGCCCGACUCAGCCGUGUCCGAUGCAACUUCAGUUGGUUUGUCGGCGCCGCCGUUGGUUCGGCCAUACAACAUACGGUCUGACGGGGAUGUGCCGCCUCCGCACGCGCCUCUGCCGCCGUUAGCGCUGGCGGCACUCCGACGUCAUCUGGCGGCGGCGGCGGCUGCCGGCGGCGGCGAUGACGACUUGUACGGCAGUCCGCAAGCAUGCAGCCCGCGUGCCGCAAUGACGGAUAGUCCGUUGCGAAAUGGAGUACGGCCAUUAGUUGCCGUUGAGUCGCCCGUACAUAGCCCGCGUAUGUUGUCUGAAGUUUACUAAAGACGUUAGUUCAGUCGUGACGUAGAGGCAAACCGGGGUGGUGGUGGUCAUGGAGCAUAAAGGUCCAUACCUAACGCCAACGUCUGGUGUCAUGGUAAGGUAGUGUUUUUAGCCCGCGUGUAGAAGGAUAUGUGUAUGUAUAUAGGCGGGCGCAUGCAUAUGAAAGUGACACUGUGUUUCUGCGGCUUGGGUGCGAAUAGGGGCGCAGAUGAUUGAGAUGGAUUGACCUGAAUGAUUGCUUAUUUUUCGUCAUGGUUCCGUUUUAAGGUCUCACUGCCCCUGAUGUGCACAAGGGGAAAAGGGAGAACCCCAUGGCGAAGCGUUGUGUUGAAUUCCUAAAACCCACACACAUGGCCUCAUGAGGUGUCGUGCCUGUCACGUACGACAUCCCUCCUCAUUCAAUACUAUUCUUAUUUAGCCGUUUGAAUGUUGGCGAUACCAGGCUCAUCUCUAGCAUGUAGCUCUUUCUAAUUGUACCGGUAUGCACAGCGUAACGCUCUUACGUAACUCGUUCAGGUCCAUUCCUUACCUGUCUCUGAAUAAUGGGCUGUACUACUGAUGCUCCUUCCUUGUUACUAGCGUCUUGGUUUCGUCAAAAAUGUGCCCUCUAGACAUGUUAGGAUAUGUAACGAUUAUAAGCGAACAUGCGUCAGAUGUCAGGCCUCUCGCUUGGCCGUCAUUAAGCAUGUACUUCACAACGUUACGUCCGUACCGCCGGUAUAUAGUUUCGGACGACAGCUGGGAUGCGUAUUGCGGUCAUGCCCCAAGUCAGCAUUUAUGGAAUGUACGCACUGCUUACAAAAUGCCGCAGACUUGCAAGGGGUUGUUGUAAUCCAUUCGGCCGGACCCUGUGUAACCCCGCAGAAGAC